Molecule: messenger RNA, 7443 nt
Organism: Eimeria necatrix
Lineage: Eukaryota; Apicomplexa; Conoidasida; Eucoccidiorida; Eimeriidae
Product: NEK kinase, putative
Exons: 8
Coding region: 1-7443 (2480 amino acids)
Biological process (GO): protein phosphorylation
Molecular function (GO): ATP binding; calcium ion binding; protein kinase activity
Source: RefSeq, a predicted model, not a curated record
AUGCUGACGCUGCAGCUUCCGCCCCGCGACAGCACUGUCGAUUUCACUUCGCACGGAUACGAAAUUAUAGCCUUUGUUGGGCGCGGCCAGUUCGGUGUUGCAUAUAAAGUCCGUCGGCUCUCAGACUCGAGCGAAUGGCUGGCGAAGCAAAUCGACUUGAGCUGCCUCGAUGAGAGGGACAGGAAACUCAGCCUGCAGGAGGCGGAGUUAAUGAAGCGCCUGCGCCACCCCUCAGUGGUUCGUUGCGUGGAGUCCUUUGUGAUACUGAAUACAUUCCUAGUGAUAGUGAUGGAAUACUGUUCGGGAGGGGACCUGACCUCGUUUAUAGAGCAAAGACGAGCACCCCCUAGCAGCCCCAGAGAGCCCCACAACAGCGGUAGAAACGGAGGUAGCGGCAGCUCCUCCCUGUCCAGCCAAGAAAAGCCGCAGCUGCUGGAAGAGCAGCAAAUCCUAGAGUGGCUGCUGCAGCUGCUGCGGGGGCUUAAAUACGUGCAUUCGCAGAGAGUGCUUCACAGAGACCUGAAACCCAGCAACAUUUUACUCUCUCCUGCAGCGGAGGCGGAGUCGCCGCAGGCCCAUAGAAACUGUGGCGCAGGCGGGCCCCAGCAAGAUGGGUACCCUGAAAGUGGAUGCUUUUCUGCUGGCGCUGUGGACCCUGUAGGCUCUAAGUGUUCUAUCUGCCCCGAAGGCAGCGGCUUGUCUUUGAAAAUUGGGGACUUUGGCAUUAGUAAGGUGAUGUCAGCCACUCUAGGAGUGGCGAAGACAGCUGUGGGUACUCCCCAAUACAUGUCACCAGAAAUGCUGGAGUCUCGCCCGUACACUAUAAAAAGUGAUGUUUGGGCCUUGGGCUGCGUUUUGUACGAGUUGUGCACUUACCGCAAUGCCUUCUCUGCGGACUCCUUCAUUUCGCUAGUCUGGACCAUUGCUUUUGCCCCCGUUGAACCCAUUAGUAGUAUCUACACGCCCCACCUUUCUCGCCUUCUAUUCUCAAUGCUCGAGAAGGACCCCGCAAGACGCCCUACUCCCACACACCUACUGAGGGACCCGUUUCUGCAGGCGUUCGUACGCAGGCGCAGACAGGCGCCGGCCCUGAUUCUGCCGCUGCAGCCGGAGGCUGAGCAGCAACAGCAGCAGCGCCAGCAGCGACAACAGAGGGAACACCACCAGCAGCACAUGCACAUCGAAGAAGAAUCUGUUGAUUUGGGAUUAACUUCAGGCUCAGAAAUGCUCGGAGGAGACGAGGUUUUAGAAGAUCGUCAGCAGCAGGGACGACAGCAGCAGGACGAGCAGGAGAGGGCGCAGCAGCAGGUGCAGCAGCGAGGAGAGAAGCCUAGGACGCGAAGAGAGGCAAGAGCUCCAUCCUUUGCUGUCUUCACUGACGAGUACCUCCAAAUUAUCUUUGGCAGAAUCACAGAACGGCUAGCCGACCGGUCAUCUGCCUUGUUUAUUCUGUGGCGGGCGUGGCAGCAAACAGAGCAAGGACCUACCGAAACCCUUUCCGACUCUGUGGAUAAGGACAUGAGUGUGCUUGGUGCCGCUUCGCAGUUUCGCACUGCGGAUCCCCCUAGCGCUUCUGACAAUGACAUGCAACAGCGUACAGGGAAAGCUAUACAGAGUUCUGCUCUUGAGGAGAGGGUGCUGACAGAAGCAGAAGAAGUUGCUCUUCUCGAGAGGACUUUGACCAUGGCUUGGUUGGAGGCCUUCGUGGACUUGGCAGAGGCGCACGUCUCUCAAGUUGAAGUGGGCAUUGCUCUCCAGCAGAUUCAAACUCAGUGCCUCUCUCCAGUGUUGACUGCGGGCUACUUCUUCGGCCGUCUGAUGCACGAGAGGCAUGCCGCUUAUGAGGAGUCUCUUUGCUGGGCCAUCGAAGUGGUGGAUUCGGCAACAGCUCCAGGGGAUUCCCCGAAGCAGCAGCAAGGAGGGAGAGGCGCGCCAGCAGCGUCGCCUCGAGGAGUGGGGAGUGAGGCCCUGGGAGCGGCCUUUGCUCUUUUUGACACUCAGAAAUCUCAAGUCAUCAGCCGGCAGCAUUUCCGCACGGUGUUGCAUGUGUGUUUGCCUUCUUUGUCGUCCCUGCUGCUGGACAAAGCCUACCAGCUGACGCCUAAGGACAAGGCGGGCAACGUGAGGUUCAACAUGUGGCUGAAGCGGCUUUCGGUUGCGAAACAACGAUCAAACAUUGCGGCAGCAGAUUCAGGCUCUGCUGCUGCUCCUCCUCCUCCUUCUCCUGCUCCUCCAGCUGCUGUUCCUAGCAGCUUUUUUCCUGCAGUUGAACGCAAAAGGAAUGCGGCUGAUGAUGCUGCGGGUGAUCAGCUGCAUACAGGACUCACAAACACGGGAAUCAACCCUGUUGCAGAGUCGCCUUCAGCAACGAAACUGAGCAGCGUAACAAGGGCAGCGGCCGCAACAGAAGCAACAACCGCGGAGAUACCUCAAAAACAUGCAGUCCUCCCAGUGGAACGAUGCAACCUGCAUGCAUCUUCAUCAAUAGCAGAAACAACAGACAGAGCAGAGGCACACGCGGCAGCAGCGCCCACAGCAGGAUUAAAUGUAGCAACAGCAGAAGCAGUGCAGCAGCAACAACGUGACUUCAGUUCUCCUCCGGCACUUGAUUCUGUUUUCACCCGUGCCAGCCGGCCCAACGAGUCGCACCAGCAGUACAGGGAAGAGGGCCAGAAGGACCAUCAGCAGCAGCACCAGCAGGUGUCCCAACAGCAGCAAGAGCCACACCAAGAAGAAGAAAGAAGGCAACCGCUCCAGUUUCCCGCUAAUCCGCAACCGAAAGAAAGCGAAACCAGCCAGCAUCCCAGUUCCCCAGGCGAUAGCAGCAGCAGAGGCGGCAGCAGCAACAGAAGCAGUUCAAGCAAAACAAGCAACAGUUCCUGCCUGGACAGUUCAUGGCUUGACACGAGACCUGACCAAUCGUAUUAUCAAAAAGGCAACAGCAACAGCAACAGUCGGCGGAGUAGCAGAGAAUGGCAGCAGCAAAAGGGACAGAGCACUCUAGUGACCUGCUGUCCCACUUCUUCAACGCCAUCUGUGGCCAACUCUCCUGAAGCCGUCAGCCCCAGCAGCUGCCUUUUUCGUCGUCCAUCUGUGCCCCUGUAUACGUUCCUAGCAGCUCAGUCUAGCGGCAAAAACAGCGACAACAGCAGGAGCAGCAGCAGCAGGGUGUCUGCAAUGGAUGUAUUGGUGCAUUCAGUAGAUUCAUCUUUGCAGCAUCCACAACAGGCACACAAUAAUCCGCGCCAGCAGCAUCCCCAGCAGUUGCAGUACCACAGCCCGCUGCAGCAGGGCCUGCUUCUACCUGAGCAGCAAAGAGCUGUUAAUCAGCACAAACUGAGCCGCGAGCAUCUGGAGCCGCCAGCACUUGAUGCUUCUGCAGAAGCAAGUCCUGCUUCUUCUGCUGCUGACUGCUGCUCCUUUGUUCUGCGGCUUCCUUCAGAGUCACCGUUGGCUGCUGGUGAGGUUUCGGUUGUAUCCACUGUUCCGAUGUUCGGUUGUGCAUGCAUUCCAGAAGCAGCAGCUGAAGCACGGACCUGCUUUCAAACUGGCGGUGAGGCAAACUAUGAGCAACAGGAGCAGCAGCAAGACACGGCGGCGCUGCCACUCAAAUGGAAACCCGGUGCAUCAGAAGAGGAGUCAAGGGGGGAUCUUUGCAGCGCCUUGCAGCAGGCUGAAAAGCCUUUUGCUCCCGCUGCAGCUAGUAUUUUCGGUGAUGACGAGUCUGCUGCUUGCCAGUUCCUCCAAAUUGGAUCUGUCGACACACCUCAGACAACGGGUGCAUCCUUACGUACUCCUCCUGCAGGCGCAGCAGGUAGUGUUACUCCUGCAGUUUGUGUUUCUACUGCUGAUGCAAACUCCGUUGUCCCUGGAGCCCAAUGCUCCAUUGCAGCUUGUUCACGUGGAGCCCAGGACAAGCAGGUGGAGCAACAAGAACAACUGCAGCGACAGCAGCGGCAGCAGCGGCAGCAGCACCAACAGCAGCAAGAGCAGCAAGAGCAGCAGCAACAGCAGCAGUGGGCACUGGGCUUUCAGGCCGAUCCCAAUAUUCGCCAGUCCGAAGGGCUGCUGCCAUCCAGAUGGGGACGCAGUGGCAGCACUUGCUGUCUCCGCAGACGCCGGCGCAGCAGCAGUAGCAGUAGUUCCACCGAAAUAUGCCACAGGAGGAGCAGCAGCAGCAGCAAUGAAAAACACUACUGCAUGGAAACUGGUAGCCAGAUGGAGAAGUGCAGCACAGAUUUUCAGGCUUUUGAAGUUAAAAUGAGCCCGUCAAAAGCUUUCAACAAGCAGCAGCAGCAGCAAGACGCACAACCCUGGCAGUCGCUUCUGCAGGAGCAGCAUCAACAGAAACAGCACCAUCAGCAACAACAGAUGCAAAGGCACAUGCAGCAAAUGCAGCAGGCGCAUCAGAUGCAGCAACAGAUGCAGCAGCAUAUGCAGCAGCAUAUGCAGCAGCAAAAUGAAAGACAGCACUCCCAGCCACCUGAGCUGCAGACUGAGCAAGCCGCCGUCUCCCCUGUUACUGCCGCAGCUGAGGCUGCAUUCUGUUGCAGCUAUAGGAAAAGUGGAAGCUGCUGCGGCAGCAGGAAGGUAGUUCCUGCUAGUUGCUGCAGCAGGGGCCACAUUGACCCACGUCAGGUAGGCGGGACACUGAAGGAGGAGCUGCAGCUUCUGCAUCAACUUCAGCAGCAUGACCACACCCGUGGGGAUGAUGUAGUCUUUGCUUGCACGCCUACCUUGUGUCCCUCUCACAGAGGUCAGCAGCAGCACCAAAAGCAGCAGCAGCUCAUCAGACUGCACCAGGCACUACUGCAGCAGAAGCUGAAACACCCUAUGCAUCAUCCCAUGUGUGGAGCCGAGACAGCCGAAAGCACUCCGCUUUGUCUGGGUGCUGCUGCAAGAGCAGCUAAUUCAGCAGAUGGGCAGCAACUGCAGCAUACUGAGGGAUGGAGCUGUUGCUGCAGCACAACAGCCAGUAGCGGAGCGAGAGGCAGAGCGUCCACACCUCCUAGUGCUUGCAACAAAGCCCCAAACUUUUCUUCACCUCAGAUGGCAUGCUGUUCCCCACAGGUCGUCUGGAUGUGCAGCAACAGCAGCAGCAGCAGCAGCAGCUGCCUCUGCGGCCAAGGAGGUCUCAGGUGCCUCCCUCAACAACGGUACACCCCCUUGUCGCCAUUGCUCGAGGGGACCGAAAAGUUUGCCACAGCAGAAGAAACACGACUAGCGACAGCUGCUGCUACUGUCGCCGAGCUUCCACUGAUGCAACGGUUGCUGCAGCAGCUGCAGGCAGAAAGUGUUGCUUGCUGCAGCGCAGCAAUGGACUUAGGGGAAGACCCUUUACUCUGGAGUCAAGAAACUCAGGCGGCCACUCGCGCUGCCCUCACAUCACUUUCAGCAGCAGCAUGUACUGCUGGGGCAGCAAAUUCAGCACGAUCUGAGACUGUUGCCCUUUCUGCAGAGUCGGUAGGUGGACGCAUUUUGAGCUCCCAGCAGAACAAAAGGCUAUUUAACGAAUGGGCAGUGGCAGUGCAGGUGCUGCAGGCAGAAACAGCAAAGAAGCUUGCUGCGCUGCGUGCACAGCAUGAAGACCGUCAAGUACCGGCCAGCAAAAGCAUUGGGCUGGAAAGCAGCAACACAGAUACAGCAGCCGCCGGAAACAUGCAGGAGUGCGCAGUCUCACAAGCAACUCCACAGACAACAACGGUAGAGGCGACAAACACAGCAAAAGCGAUGGUACAAGCAGCUGAUAAAGUCGCCGUUGCGGAGCAGCUGGAACAGAAAUACCUGUCUGUCACGUCUUCCAUUCAAGCACAGACGAUCACUUCAGCGAGGUUCCUCUUGCAGUUCUGUCCAGAAGCUGAGGUGUAUGUCCAGCUAACUCUACUUCGGGAACAGCUUACUCGCGAAGUCGUUGUAGGACUCCGAAUGGCAGCAGCAGCGCCAACAGUAGCAGCACCUUCAGGAAGCCCAAUAGAAAAGAUUGUAGCAGCACCCUCUGCUGCAGAAAGAGGGGACGUGCGCACUUUGUUUCAUGCGGUGGCGGAGAAGAAACAGCUCUUGCAAAGGCUUGGAGCAACGAAGCAGCAGCCCCUGCAGCAAUGGUUGAAGGAGGCCCCUGCGCUGGAACAGUUAGCUGCUAUGGAGGACGCUCUCUGGGGAGGACGUGGGGUUAGCAGGACGAGCUGGCUAUACACAUCAGCUGCUGUGUUUGCUGCUGUUGACUGCCUCGUUACCGAAACACUGCAAGAAAUAUCAGCAGCGAUUCGGCACAAGCAAGAGAACUUCAGCGCUCUGCUGGCCCAUCAGUGUUAUCAGCAGCACGUGAACCACCAAAAUAAAAUGGUUCAGGUAGAACUGAGGGAGCAGCACCUCCGGCCACGAAGAAAUACUGCUCCGGCAGCAGCAGUAGCAGUUGCUGCUCCAACGGCCACUUGUGCUAGGACGCCCUCUCUUGAUGCUGUAGUUGGCUCAACAGCACCAGAUGGCCAAGUCUUCCAGCUGCAGCAUUCUCCGCUAUCCUACUGUACGCUUUCGGCGGGACAGCAGCAGCAACAGCAGCAACUUCAUCUGAGUGGGCAGUCCCCUUGGCAUCUUCAAUCGGGUGCAGAGCUCGCUGUACCCACAGCAGCGUCAGCAAACGCAGCACCGCCGGAAGCAGGAACAGGCACUGCUGCUCAGAAUCACCUGCUGCUGCAUAUUCCCAACAUUUGCCCAAGUCCUUCUUGGGCAGGCAAAUGUUUCUGUUGUGGAAACAGCAGGAAUUCCGUGAGCAGUAGUAGCAAGGCCAGUGGCGAAUGCAAGGCCAGUGCCAGUUGUUGCAAGAGUCAAGUAAGCAGCAAAAUGAGCAACAGCAACGGCAACAGGCAUGGCUACCUGCAACCGCAUCGUCGGUGUACUAGCCCCACGGGCAGGUGGUGCGCAGUGACCCCAGCAACGGAGACGGGGCAUGAUGGCAUCUGCUGCAGCAGCAAAAGAAACGGCUCGGUGUCAAUACCGCUGCGCUCUCCAAUGUGGCAACAGCAAGAGCUUCAGGCGCAGCAAAGCCUGCAACAGCAGCUGCUCCUGCAGGCUCAGCAACAGCAGAGGCAGUAUUCCUGGCAGCAACAGCCCGUGCAGCACUUCAACGUGUUGAUGCAACAGCAGCAGCAGCAGCAGCACGGCGUAUUGCAGCAACAGUACCCAAUCCUCCUUCACCUUCAGGAACAGCAGCAGCAUCCCCAACCACACAUGCUGCCACUGAUCCAGCAGCACCACUCAGAUAUGACACCAACCUUCCACGGCUUUGAGGCCAUGGCAUUCCCUGCCAGUGAUAUGCAGCAGCAAAAGCACCACCACCACCAACACGGCCAGCAGCUGCUACAGGCAGUGUUUCUGCCGCCGCAGCAGCAACUACAACAGCAGCAGCAACUGCAGCAGCAGCUGCUGACGCCGCAACAUUAUUAA